Molecule: messenger RNA, 4188 nt
Organism: Coffea eugenioides
Lineage: Eukaryota; Viridiplantae; Streptophyta; Magnoliopsida; Gentianales; Rubiaceae
Product: probable ubiquitin-conjugating enzyme E2 23
Exons: 8
Coding region: 146-3571 (1141 amino acids)
Source: RefSeq, a predicted model, not a curated record
UUACAAAGUAAAACAUAGGAGGAGGUGGAGUGGUGGGUAAAUAAUAAUAAUGAGGUAGUAUUCAUUUUUCCAGGAUCAGUUCUUCUUAUUGCCUACAAAACACCCCUCUCCUCUCAGCCCUUCCCAAAUUCACCGAUUUUCUGAGAUGGAUACUGGGCCGGGGCAGCACAAUGUUGCUUCCAAAGAUGUUGUACCAGUAACCACCGCAAAUAAUGAUGCUGAUUUGAAGGAAGAUGAUUCACCUGUAAAUGGACUUUAUUAUAACCAAAAUGUGAUACCUGCAAAUAAACCAGGAGAUAUUCUCAAGAAUUUACAGAAUGUAUCCUAUGUAUACAGACAAGAUGUUGUAAGAAGCAGUGUCAAUAGUAAGCUUGGAAUUGUUACUGAAGUUGCUGGUGACUCUGAUUCCGAUGGAAGCUUAACUGAUGAUGAUGACGAUGAUGAUGAUGAUGAUGAUGAUGAGGUAGAUGACGAUGAUGGUGACGAUGAAGAUGCUGAAGUGGAUAACUCUCAAAAAGUUAACCAGACUAAAGAUUCUGAUAGUCAAAAGAAUCAUAACCUCCCAGCUGAUCAAGUUAGGGUGCUCUGGAUAGAUGAAUCUGAGACGACAGAAAGUAUAAAUAAUGUGAAAGUUGUUGAUCGGGGAUUUCUGCAUGGGGAUUAUGUUGCUGCUGCUUCAGACCCAACGGGUCAAGUGGGUGUUGUGGUAGAUGUCGAUAUUUCUGUUGAUUUAUUAACUCAUGAUGGCUCUAUCAUUGAAAAUAUUUCUGCCAGGGACUUGAAACGUGUCAGGGAUUUCACAAUCGGUGACUAUGUAGUUCUUGGUCCCUGGUUAGGUAGAAUUGAUGAUGUUUUGGAUAAUGUCACAGUUCUUUUUGAUGAUGGCUCCGUAUGCAAAGUUAUGAAAGCUGACCCACUUCGUCUUAAACCUGUUGGCAAGAAUAUUCUUGAAGAUGGGCACUUUCCUUACUAUCCUGGGCAGCGUGUCAAGGCAAACUCUUCGUCAGUCUUUAAGAACUCAAGAUGGCUUUCUGGCUUAUGGAAAGCUAACCGUCUAGAGGGUACAGUGACUAAAGUUACAGUAGGUUCUGUAUUCAUAUAUUGGAUUGCUUCUGCUGGUUAUGGACCUGACUCUUCUACAACGCCAGCAGAAGAGCAAAGUCCCAAAAAUUUAAAACUUUUGUCUUGUUUUUCACAUGCAAACUGGCAAUUGGGUGAUUGGUGCCUUCUUCCUUCACCUGUGCUAUUGUCCAGCAUUCCUCUGGACAAGGGAUUAUCAAAAUUAGAACUUUGUGAUUCUGUCAACGAGGAAUCAGAAUCUGCUCAAACAGGAGCAGAAUGUUCUGAAGUUGUCACUUCGGAGGAAUCAAAUGGGAACGGUGAAUUAAUAGGACUUGAUGCAGAGGUUUCACUGGAAGCAAAUAAUGGGAAGGCUGAAGCUAAAGCUCCUGCAGAAUCUAGUUCGUGUUCUAGUUCAUUGUCUAUUUCCAAGGAGUCAGUCCAUGAAUCUUGGCCCUUACAUCGCAAGAAGAUCCGUAAAGUUAUAGUCAGGAGGGACAAAAAAGCAAGGAAAAAAGAGGACAAUUUUGAAAGAGCCCUGUUGAUCGUUAAUACUAGGACUAGUGUUGAUGUAGCCUGGCAGGAUGGAACAAUAAAAAGAGGUAUAAAUUCCACGAGUUUGAUUCCUAUUGAGAGUCCGGGAGAUCAUGAAUUUGUUGCAGAACAGUAUAUAGUUGAGAAAGCUGCCGAUGACGGUUAUGAUGCUGGUGAAACUAGACGUGUAGGGGUUGUGAAAAGUGUUAAUGCAAAGGAGAAGACAGCUCAUGUGAGGUGGUUAAAGCAAGUUACUAGGGCUGAGGAUCCCAGAGAAUUUGAUAAAGAAGAAGUAGUAAGCGUUUAUGAGUUGGAGGGCCAUCCUGACUAUGAUUACUGCUAUGGAGAUGUUGUUGUUCGAUUAUCACCUGUUUCUCUUCCAGUAGAAAUUCUAUCCACUACUAACUCUGCUGAAGAGUCUGAGCUGCUGCAUGGUACAUAUGAGGAAGAGCAAGAUGCAGAACAGCACAUUGGAUGUAAGAAGGUUGAGGAUGAAUCAACUGAUGAAGUUUGUACUGAAUUCUCAGAUCUCUCCUGGGUUGGGAAUAUUACUGGACUCAGGAAUGGUGACAUUGAGGUCACAUGGGCUGAUGGAAUGGUAUCAAUGGUUGGUCCUCAAGCAAUAUAUGUUGUUGGUCGCGAUGAUGAUGAGUCAAUUACAGGUGGAAGUGAAAUUAGUGAUGAUGCAGCCAGCUGGGAAACCGUUGAGGAUGAUGAGAUGGAUACUAUUGAGAAUGCUGAUGAGGGUGUUAAAAAUCGAAGUGCCACUGACAUCAGAAUUGACAAUGAAGAUGGCUCUGAUAGUUCUGGAAGAAAUGGGGCUCUUUCCAUUCCCCUGGCUGCACUUGGGUUCGUGACCAGGUUGGCCUCUGGCAUAUUUUCAAGGGGGCGAAAACACACUGAUCCAGAUUCCAGGAGUGAUGAUGAAUUUCAGCUGCGGGAAUUGGCUGUCAAAAUAGAUACUGAUGAUGAGUCAUGUUCCCAGAGAUCUAAUGGUGGUGAUAGCAUUGGAAGUCUGAGCACUAAAGUGAAGGCAGAGGAACAAGAUGACAAAGAGGUAGCAGAUUUAUUGGAUGCGGCUGAAGCUCUUUGUAACUUGAAGCCAGAAGCAAAUGUCCCAACUUAUCAUGAUGAUCGAGCGUCUAGUUUCAAAGGAUUUGAUAUCACCAAAGAUCCUUACGAUCAUUAUUUUCGUGGUGCAAAUGAACAGAAUAAUGCGAGCAGGAAGUGGCUCAGGAAGGUUCAACAAGAUUGGAAUAUUUUGCAGAAUAACCUUCCUGAGGGAAUCUUUGUACGUGUUUAUGAAGAUCGAAUGGAUCUAUUGAGGGCUGUCAUAGUUGGAGCGUAUGGAACACCUUACCAAGAUGGCCUUUUCUUCUUUGACUUUCACCUCCCACUAGAGUACCCUGAUGUCCCACCAUCUGCCUAUUAUCAUUCUGGAGGGUGGCGAAUAAAUCCGAAUCUGUAUGAGGAAGGCAAAGUUUGCUUGAGCCUUUUGAAUACUUGGACAGGCAGAGGAAAUGAGGUGUGGGAUCCUUCAUCAUCGAGCAUUCUUCAAGUCCUAGUUUCGCUUCAAGGGCUAGUGCUAAAUUCCAAGCCAUAUUUCAAUGAAGCUGGAUAUGACAAACAAAUUGGGACAGCUGAGGGAGAGAAAAAUUCUUUGUCGUACAAUGAGAAUACAUUCUUACUCAACUGCAAGACAAUGAUGUAUCUCAUACGGAAACCUCCCAAGGACUUUGAAGAGCUUGUCCAACAGCACUUUAGAAGACGUGGUUACUACAUCCUCAAAGCCUGUGAUACUUAUAUGAAGGGAUAUCUUAUUGGUUCACUCACAAAAGAUGCUUCCAUUAGCAGUAAUACCCAUGCUAAUUCAAAUUCCAUUGGCUUUAAACUGAUGCUGGCAAAGAUUGUGCCAAAACUUUACAUAUCGUUAAGUGAAAUUGGAGCCAACUGUCAGGAGUUUAAGCACCUGCAAUAACCUUGGAAGUCUUGCAGGGCCAGCUGUAUAUCUUCUUCAUCCAAAUCCAAUAAGGUCAGCGUAAUCAUUUAACUGGAUUGAUUUCAAGACCAUUUGACCUUACAUGGUCUUAGUUGAUAUAGCUUUAGAUUCUGUCUAACUUUAGUAUUGGGAAACCCAAGAUGCAUUAUCAUGUAUUAAAAGCCCAGUAGGACGAGUCCUUCAGAGCAGAAGUUCCAAGGACUACUGCUGCUGUUUGUUAAUUGUAAAAUUUCAUGAACUAACACAACUAAUUCAUUGUUACAAUCUCUGAUGGCUUUGACUACUCAGGGUACCUACAUAGAGCUUUCCAGUUUUGCAUCACUGAAAGAGGAUAUAUUUGAGAUACCCUCUUCUGUUUUUCUUGUAUUGCUUUUCUGAGAAGUGAGAUUUCUCAUGUAUUUACAGUCUUUGUACUAUCUUUUGGCAUUUUUGUUUGUCCUUUAGAGUGAGAGGUGUUAUUGUAGUCUAGGUAUUCUUUUUUUAUCCUGUUUUGUUUUUGGGUGUAUUCCUGGAUCUUGUAUGACUUGUUUUACUUUGGAAACAAUGAUUGAUCUUAUGAUCCCUACCUCAUUAUUGGUUGGGCUUCAGUUUUGUUA